Messenger RNA from Penicillium angulare, 225 nucleotides. RefSeq lists its product as uncharacterized. NCBI's taxonomy places the organism in Eukaryota, Fungi, Ascomycota, Eurotiomycetes, Eurotiales, Aspergillaceae. The transcript has a single exon. Bases 1 to 225 code for a protein of 74 amino acids. The record is from RefSeq and is a predicted model, not a curated record.
AUGUACAUCCUAGGAGUACCAAACCUUGGCCGAGGUCGCUGUCAAGACAUUAAAGAUUGGAGUGAGUUCAAAGCCACGAUGAUCGAAUUCGCAAAGAAUAUUGACGAGAAUGCGUUUUCCUUAUUUUGGGGCUCUGAAAAUGCCUUCCUAUCCCUUAAUUUGUAUGACCAUGGGCUCUUGCUACGCAAUCGUCAGCACAGUGGUGAAGUCCGCGAAGCCACCUAA